UCAGUCCUCGGCGUCGUAAACAAAUGUCAAUUGUAUCAGAAUCCUAUUUCAAUCGAUCGUGGGUUCCCAACUACUUGUCAUUCCACCACAAUAGGACGUUCCCCAUUAGACCUUUUUGUGAUCCUCAACAACGCAUCCGUAUUGUCGGCAGUGAAUAGUGCGCAGAUCCUGACCAUCUUCACUUCUGAUCAGUAAGCCGAAGUUAGCCUCCAUUUCAAAGAAGCCAUCCUAUCCUGUCGUCUUUGAAUCCGACAACAUGUCCUCCACUUCUGGUCCUCUUAAGCGCAAGGUCGUUAUCAUGGGCUCGACCUCCGUUGGCAAGACUUCCUUGACUCAACAAUACGUUGCCCCACCGACUUACACUGCUUCAUACUAUCCUACAAUCGAGGAUACUUCUCACAAGAUUGUAAAAUACAAGGGAGCCGAUUACGACAUCGAGAUCGUCGAUUCUGCUGGUCUCGAAGAAUACUCUUUGUUCCCUGGCAAAUAUGCUGUUGGAGUCCAUGGAUACAUGCUUGUAUAUUCCAUCGCUUCUAGACAGUCCUUCGACAUGGUGCCCACAAUCUAUGACAAGAUCUUGGAUUAUGCUGGGCUAGAAAGUGUGCCCCUUGUCAUUGUCGGGCAGAAAACUGAUCUAAGAGAUGAAAGAUCCGUCACGAAGGAAGAGGGUGAGGCUUUGGCAAAGAAACUCCGCGCCGGUUUCAUAGAAUCUAGCGCCAAAGAUAAUGCCAAUGUCUCCGGUGCUUUCGAAGUUUUGCUCGAGGAAAUGCAGAAGGUGUACAAUCCUCAGCCCGAGAAGAAGAAGUCUAGUUGGUGGCCUUGGUAACUGCCGACAACUCGAGCUCCGUCCCUCUUUACCGACAACUGGGCUUAUUUAUACGUGGACAUUGCUUCAAACUUGCCGUGACUUCUAAUUUCCGAUGCUUUAAAUUCAUAUCCCUAUAUGCUCGUGUAUUGUUGUUCGUGCCCCAUGCGUUAUCCUUCUUCACCGUCAUCAUCGUAACUUUGUAUGUGACAUCAUCAUCCUCUUUUAUAGUAAUCGCACCUUUUUCUCAUAGUCUUUGGCUCCUGAAUACCUUUUAGUCCGUGCUUUGCUUUAGUAUAUUGGGGCCAACAGUUUGAAUGAAUUCAUUGACGUU
Cryptococcus deneoformans JEC21 is the source of this 1139-nucleotide messenger RNA. RefSeq names its product RHEB small monomeric GTPase, putative. Gene Ontology annotation, cellular component: plasma membrane. Lineage: Eukaryota; Fungi; Basidiomycota; Tremellomycetes; Tremellales; Cryptococcaceae. The transcript has 7 exons. Gene Ontology annotation, biological process: small GTPase-mediated signal transduction. The record is from RefSeq and is a predicted model, not a curated record. Bases 257 to 826 code for a protein of 189 amino acids. Gene Ontology annotation, molecular function: GDP binding; GTPase activity; GTP binding.